AUGCCACUUAACACUACCGAUGACAAUAACUCGAUUACUCCAGCAAAAGCUCGUUGGAAAUUACUUUCUUCCAUAAUUUCAUCACAUGAUACGAAUUCCUUAGUGAUUCCCACAAAAUUUUCUAAAAGAAAUCAUCAGGGAUUUAACCUGUUUUCGAAAACAAAACUUGAUCAUUCUCCUUUAAAUGAUGCUGAUAAAGUCGAAAACGUUACUUUGGAAAAGAAAACCUUGACAAAUUCUGAAAUUUGCCUUGAUAAGCAUACUCCAAAAGAACAUAAUGAAUGGUAUUCUUAUUAUUUAGAUGAUAAUGAUUGUAUAAAUAUUAGAAUAAAAAUUCCUAAUUAUUACGAUGUGAAGAACAGUCUUUAUUCUAAAUAUUCUGGGUUUUUAUCUACUGGUAACAUUUGUGUUUGGCCCGCUGAAGAGGUUUUAGCCUAUUAUUCUUUAAAUAAUUUACAUAUUUUUAAAAACAAAAAUGUGUGUGAAAUAGGUGGUGGUAUGUGUGCAUUAGCAGGUUUAUUCAUUGCUGCUAAGUGUCAGCCAUCGAGUGUUACAUUAACCCUGACUGC
Molecule: messenger RNA, 569 nt
Organism: Dentiscutata erythropus
Lineage: Eukaryota; Fungi; Glomeromycota; Glomeromycetes; Diversisporales; Gigasporaceae
Source: the annotation of a GenBank genome assembly